AUGGAGGAUUGGGUUUCACGUGCAAAUGCACUUAUCAGCAAUGGAUUAAAGGAAUCAGACCAGCUGAAGAACAGUGAGUGGACAUUUGAAGAGGAAAAACACAAUGCUAAGAUUUACACUCGACCUUUUUUUAACAACCCAGUUCAUGCAGGAAAAGGAGAAACUGAGUUUGCUCACUCUGCUGAAGAAAUGUUUAACUUUUUCAUCUCAAUGCCUCUUGAAACUAGAUGGGGCAAAGGAAACCUUGUAUAGGGACGAUUUUAUUUUACUUGCCCUAGACUUUGGGGUUCUGAAGAAAUCUAAAUGCUUCCAAGUCAUUAUUAUACUAACAUUAAAAUCGGGCAAAUCCAUUUAUUAUGGCAGAUUUUCCUUGAUUAUGCCAAUAUUAGACUUUUUUGGAAUGUCUUGAGCUAGCUAAAAGAAGUUUUACAGUAUAAACCCUAUAGCUGAUGACGGUCCUGCCAGUGCUGAAAUCGUCGCUGAAGAGGGCAGUCUAAAAUUAAUUUUCAUUGUUCUCCAGAUGAAAUGGCCAGUAACCAAUAGAGAAUUUAUUUACAUUCAGGAUUACAGGACCAGAGGAAACUCAUAUGUCAUAUUUGAAAAGAGUUUAGAAGUGCCUGAAGUGCCUAUUACAGAAGGAUGCGUUAGAGCAACCCUCAAUCUGUCAACUUUAUAUAUUGAGCCGAUUAGCGAUACUAGAUGCAAAGUUACAUAUCUAGUUAAUCUUGAUCCUUGUGGAGACAUUUUGGAUGCAAUGAAAGAAAAAAUUCAGCUAGGAUGGUCCACUCUUAUUCCAGCAAUUCUUCAUCAGCAUGUCGAUUAA
Molecule: messenger RNA, 823 nt
Organism: Blepharisma stoltei
Lineage: Eukaryota; Ciliophora; Heterotrichea; Heterotrichida; Blepharismidae
Source: the annotation of a GenBank genome assembly